Messenger RNA from Helicoverpa armigera (cotton bollworm), 3650 nucleotides. Its product is annotated as androgen-induced gene 1 protein. The record is from RefSeq and is a predicted model, not a curated record. Gene Ontology annotation, cellular component: membrane; endomembrane system. The transcript has 3 exons. Lineage: Eukaryota; Metazoa; Arthropoda; Insecta; Lepidoptera; Noctuidae. Bases 173 to 871 code for a protein of 232 amino acids.
UGACUGACAGCUACAGCAACAAUCGGUAGGCAUUGUCAAUUUGAAAGUCAAGUCACAAAAUCAUUAUUACAGUGCUGUGAAUAAUCAGGACCAUUUAACAAAGGCUCCGUUGAAUAAGCGUCUUCUCCAACCGUUAAAUAAAGCAGAAAAGAAAAUAUACGUGACUCCAAACAUGUUGAAGACAUUAUUUCAUCUAUUUGGAGCCAUCCAAUUUUUCUAUGGAUGUUACUAUGAUUAUGUGUACGUUAAAAUGCCUUUAUCAUAUAUAACACCUUACGGAGGGAAAUUCAAGUACUUAACUUAUUUAGAUGCGAUGAUACAAACCACAUACUUUACACUGGCCCUGAUCAAUGAUAUUGUUGGUACCAAUGAACCUUCACCAUCACAGAAGCCCCUUAUAAGAAGAGUUAAGGACACCGUUUUUAGUUCUUUAGCUUUCCCGUUGGCACUAUUUGUUGGAGUAUCAUUCUGGGGCAUAUAUGCUGUUGACAGAGAAUUAAUUUUGCCCAGAAGUAUGGAUGAAUUCUUCCCAACAUGGCUUAAUCAUGUGAUGCAUUCAAACAUAGUUGUGUUCAUACUGAUUGAACUACUUACAUCAUUCAGAAUGUACCCCAAAAGGAAAGUGGGCCUGUCUAUUCUUUCUUUCUUUAUGAUUUGUUAUUUAGUUUGGGUACAUGUUAUUUACUACAAUACUGGUUUUUGGGUGUACCCUAUCUUGCAUGUCUUGAACUGGCCUUUGAGAAUAGGUUUCUAUUUAUUCUGUCUUGCAUUUGCAAGCUGUGGAUAUAUUUUAGGAGAAAGAGUAAACAGGGCAGUUUGGUCCUCUGAAGUUGAGAAAACUGUAAGAUCCGGAAAGAAAAAGGCCAAAUAAUAACAACAUAGCAACAAUUUAGAUAGUGUAGCCUAGUGAUAACCUCACUCAAUGUUUUGAGGUUUGUUAGUAGGAUUAAUUUGUUUUAAUUGGUGCAUGGUUACAGAAGUAAGUAAAAGGUUUGGGAAAUAUAUAGAUACAGAAUGUGUUUUCUGAAUGGGCAAAAUUUGAAAGUGGCAGGCAUAGAAACACUGCUGCUGAUGUGAUUUAAACGUAAAUACAUUUUAUUGGUGAUUUUAUUUAAAAGUGAUAAAAAUAACCCCAAUUGAGAAACCAACAUAAAAAUGUAUUGUAUCAGUAAUUUGAUUCCUAUAUUUAUAUUAUAAACAUUUGUAGAUCAUUCUUUCUCACAAAAUAAUAUGCAUUUGUUCAUUGAUAUUAAGAUAAAGUAAACUUAAUUGGCUUAAAUUUUUUAUUUUAUGUUUAGUCAAUAAUAUUUUGUUUUAUUGAUUAAAGUGGUCUAGUAAGUACUAUCGACCUUUGUCAUUUAUUCCUACAAAAUAUUGUCUUGAGAGUUCACAACAAAUUGUAAUUGUUAUUAAUAGCUGUGCCGUGCAGCUGUUAUGAAUUGUACUUAUUGUUAAUAUCUUCUGUGCCGUUUCUGCUAAAAGUUUGUAUUUAAAUCUUUCAAGUUUCAUGGCCUAUUUGUAAAAAAUAAAAACAUUCUUAACCAAACAGCCCAUGACACACACAAACAUAGGUACCUAACAAUAGCAUUCAAUUCAUAAAACUGCAACUGUCUAUAACUGUGUUUUAAUUCAGUAAUUCUCAAACAAUUAAAUACCAUUGUGUGAACAAGGCUGUUUAUUAUACUGGAUUGUUCUCAAGCGACUCAUUUCGUAAUUACGUAAUCAUUCAUUGAGAUAACCGAUAACGCCGAUAACAUUAUACACAAACAUUGGUUGUGAAUGUAUUCAGCAAUAAAGUAUACAAGAUACGAAAAGGUACAUCAUUGCGUACCUACCUCGCCUUUAGCGAUAACUAUUUAGCGCAUGAUAUAUGCGUUUCAUAAGUAAAAUAACGUACAAGUAGGUAAGUUAAUACAUGUUACUUAAUUAAAAAGAUGAUCCACCAGAAAGGUGUUGUUAGUGUACUAAUGAUAAAUUCUAUCGGAAAUUUUUAGAAUUCAAGUUUCAAAAAAUACUUGUCACCAUGACUAGAUGUUACUUACCAAUAAAGAUACUGAGCUCAGUGUCUCUUGAUAAUUAUUGCAUCAGCAUUUAUUUACGAAGAUAGCUUUAAAAUAAAACCAAUUUCUUAACUAAAAAUGUGUGAACUGCUUAUGGCUUGAUUAUUGUGCAAAUGUGAAUAAUUGUUAACUUAAAUAAACUACUUAUGUAAUUGGGAUGUGUUUCCUAAAAGUUUAUCGAGAUUAAGCUGUAGGAUGGUAAAUACGUUAAAUAAGGAAAUGCUUAAAUACUCUGUAGUAACAAAUUGUUAAAAUAAUUUUAAGGAAAAAUACUCUAGUAAUUGUAUUUAUUAUUAUAUUAUUUUGUUUGGUACAGACGUCUUCAUUAAUAGGAUAAUUACUUUUUUAUUACGUAUUUAUAACCACAAAGCAUCUGUAAACACAAACUUUAAACACUUUAAAUUCACUGAAACAUGAAUAAUUAACAUACUUUACUCAAUUUUAAUAACAGAAAAGAGACGCACGUAGGCUGUCACGUCAACGCUAUAAGGUUGCGCAUGUUAAUUGCGAUAUAUCACCAUAAAAAAAAAAAAAACUAAAAAGCAACCUUAUUUAAAAUGAAAAUCUUAUAGAAGUGUUCAUUUCUGGAGUCGGCUGUACUAAUACAUUCCACAAAACAAUGAUAUGCUUUAUAACGUAGAAUUAUUUAAUUUAUUAUUUUAUUCUUAUCUGAUCUGAUAAACGUUGUAAUUCUAACUAUUAAUGAACAAACACCAUUUAUUUAUCUGAUAACGUAGGUCUAGAUAUGAAAUUAUUUUUUAAAUCCAGUAAUGAAUAAAAAUACUGUUAAUAUAAAAAAUGUUUUUGGCACGAUACUAAACGUUGAAAAAUUGUGUAAUGUUUAGGUAAUGAUAGAUUUCUAAGUAGUGACAGCCCUCUAUAGCAUUUGCUAGAUACGAAUUGUUAUAGAUACUUGGUCCGAAAUUAGAGUAAGUAGGCUUUUGAUGCUUCGUUAUUCUUAUGGACCACGGUGGUCCCUAUAAGUGAUCUUGCUAAAUUGUGGUAUCUCUUAGGAAUAUCUAAUAAGCACUGGAUGAUAAAGGCGCAACUGUAACGGUUUUCAAUGAUUUCUCUAACAUAUUCUCGUAUCCUUUUAAAAAUCUAAAAAUCUCUUGAUAACAUAACGAACACUUUUUUAUUACUCUAGAUAUACGACCAGUUCUGUCCAUUAAUUAUGGAAAUGAUGUAAAAACCUAUGAGUCAAGGUCCAAAAAUGUAAACUUUUCAAUUAAAUUACUAAUAAACUGGGCUUCCCAGUACAAAGUUGAAAUUCAAAUGGACUUUGCAACUAAAAAAUCCUAUCUAGUGGAACUGCCUGAUAAAGUAAGAUUUCAUUGUUAUCAAAAACGCUUUUACAAACAACAGGAUUGGACUUUGAUAGUUUGUUUUCUGAAGAAUCAUUGUGGCAACCAAGAUAAAUUUUACGUGCAUUUUUAUUUGACCUUUGGUGCCUACCUACUUAUCUACUGUGGUCGAGUGCCUAUUUUGCCUAAAAUAAUGAAGUGUUCAAUCACUUAUAAACUUUAGCAACCGAUCACUAUCUAUAAGAAAGCAAUACAUUUUAUAAUAAAUAAAUUGUUUAUAUGAUUA